CGCGCACUUGUCCCAGUGGGGUUACCGUAGUAUUUCCGGUGCAGUUUAACUUCCGGUUUGGUUGUGUGAACAAAAAUGGAAAGUCUUCGAGUGCUUGAAUUAUACAGUGGAAUAGGUGGAAUGCAUCAGGCUUUAAAACAAGCUGGCAUAUCAGCCCAGGUGGUGGCGGCUAUAGACAUAAACACAACUGCUAAUCAGAUCUACAAGCACAAUUUUCCAGACACGCCACUCUGGAACAAGACCAUUGAGGGUAUACCACUUGAUGACUUCAAUAAAUUGUGCUUUGAUGUUAUUUUGAUGAGUCCUCCAUGUCAACCUUUUACCAGGUUGGGGUUGUAUCGUGAUGUCACUGAUCCGAGAACCAAGAGUUUCCUUUACAUUCUUCAACUUCUACCAAGGCUACACCAGCUUCCUCGCUUCAUCCUGCUAGAAAAUGUCAAAGGUUUUGAGAAUUCCUCUGCCAGGCAACAUUUAGUGGAAAUGUUGAGCAAAUGUGGCUACACUUACAAGGAGGUCAUGGUCUCGCCCACAAGUGUUGGGAUCCCAAAUUCAAGACUGCGUUACUUCCUGAUGGCAAAGCUUUCACCGCACAUGGUGAGACAUAAUUCUGAUUCCUCGGUGCUCAUUGCUGACAAAGAGUCCUCUGAAGAAGCUGAAGGUUCAAAUGCUGUCAGUGCAGUUCCAUGCCUGCCAGAAGAGGAGCACAGCAAAGCUAAUGUGCUUUAUAAACUGGAGACCACAAACGAAGCUCUAAGAAAGAUGAACCAAAAUAUUGAUUUGUCUGUCAGGCAAGUCCAAGAUUUCCUGGAAGCAGAAGAGAACAUUGAUCAAUAUCUUAUUCCUCACAAAACUUUGUUGCGUUACGCUCUAAUCCUGGAUAUUGUAACGCCUCUCUGCCGCAGGUCUGUCUGCUUUACCAAAGGGUAUGGACGGUAUGUGGAAGGAACUGGCUCAGUACUCCAAAGCUGCAUGGAAACAAAGAUGGAGAGUGUGUUUCAGCAUCUAAAUCAGUGCUCAGAAAAAGAAGAAAAACUGCAGCUGCUCCAAAAAUUGAAGCUGCGUUAUUUCACUCCCAGAGAAGUCGCCAACAUGAUGGGCUUCCCCAAAACUUUCUCUUUUCCAGCACAUAUUUCAACCCAGCAGCGUUACAAAGUCCUCGGAAACAGUCUUAAUGUUGUCCUGGUAGCUUCACUUCUACAAGAGCUCAUUUCGUAGCAGAAGUACUCCUUUUUUCUUGUACUUGUGUAUAUUAUUAUUUCUACAGGUUAGUUGUACUGCCUUGUAUUUGACAAUUCAUAUUAAAUCUGGAUUAUUUAUUUCAUGCACACUGAGAUCUACAGUAGAGAAAUAUUCCAAAUGACAUGCAUAAAUUAUGAUGUCAAAGUUCAUCAGUCACUACAGUGAAGACUUGUUGUAUACUGCUACCUCCUGGUCAGCUGUUGGAAGUGCAAAACAAUCAUCAAAACAAGAUAGACGACUAUAGAGAAGUCAUGCAGAAUAUGCACAACAUUUCUGAGGGAAUUGUGAUUUAUCAUAUGUCCACUAAAUUGGACGUCAUGCAUUCCUGGCUAGAUUUUGACUACAUUGUCUAGUAUUGUUGUUUUUGAAAAUGUAAUUUAUUUUAUGGGAAUGUAAAUCUGUUUUUUUAGAUUACAACAAUCAUGUGUGUUUAUUACUCCUAUCAUUCAAAAAAAAGUAAUUUUUUAAUAACUCAGAAGGCGCAAUGUUUUUGUAAUACUUUCAACAAUAUAUAUUGAAAUAUGGCAACAUAUUGUUAAAGAUAAUUAAACACAUUUUAUAGUUGUUUUUUUUCAUGUUUUCGUGUAAUGUAAUAUUUUAUUAAAUAAACCUUACGCAUGUUGUCCACCAUAGUGGACGUUUCACCAACUCCUUAAAAAAAACAUUUUUUUAAAAA
Messenger RNA from Entelurus aequoreus (snake pipefish), 1915 nucleotides. It is a transcript of the gene trdmt1, whose product is annotated as tRNA aspartic acid methyltransferase 1. The record is from RefSeq and is a predicted model, not a curated record. Gene Ontology annotation, molecular function: methyltransferase activity. The transcript is spliced from 11 exons. Bases 76 to 1215 code for a protein of 379 amino acids. Lineage: Eukaryota; Metazoa; Chordata; Actinopteri; Syngnathiformes; Syngnathidae.